AUCGAAUCCAAGUCGAGUUUAGUCAAAGUUUAGUUGUCUUAUCACUUCGAUAUUCCUUUCGCCUUGACUUCGUUCAGUUUUUUCGUAUUGACGCGGUUACAAAUAGUACUUAACUAUAUUUCUUGUACAAAAUUAAUAAACCUACAUUUUGGAAAAGUAGAGAUUUUUUUUUUCGAAAUGUGUCGCGGAACCGCAAGAGUGCCAAAUAGUGAAAACGAAAUUGGAUUUCCUUUGCAAGUGAAAUAUGUGCCGGCAAUCGAAGGUGCGUUUUCUACAAAAGGAAAUAUGGAAGAAAAUCAAAAUUUAGAGCAGCUAACUCAAACUAUUGAUGUUCUCGCUAUGAUGACAAGUUCGACCAAAGAUGUACUAUUUGGCUUAAGCGAUUAUUUUGGAAGUUUAAGUGAAACUACGAUAUAUAAAAUAUUGCGCCGUACAACUCAGCCAGCCCAUCUCGUCACAUCCGUAGCGGUUCUUUGCAUAGCUUUCCUGUGCUUUCCAACUCAGUCAGCUGUAGCUACAUUAUCUCCUCUAUGGACCCUUUUGUAUUUGGGUUGUUUUAGUGCGCACUUCGGCGCCCAAAUCUGGAUGACCUUUGUUUCUGGAUUAGCUUUAUAUUUCAGCUUGCCGAGGCACAAUUUUGGCAGUGUGCAGCAAGUACUUUUCCCUAAGUACUUCUGCUUAAAUUCCUUCCUGAGCCUCAUCACCCUAGCUAUCUUCUUGAGAGUUAAGAAUGGUCAGCUUGGGACUGUGGAAAAUGGAGUUCAGGCGUUUGCAAUGUCGUUUUGCUUUCUUACUGAACUUGUCAUAUUUCUUUACUUGACUCCUCCCCUACUUGCUUUGAUCGCCAUUAAAACUGAAAUUGAAAAAGAAGCAGGAGUUGGGCUUGAAAUUGGAAAACUGGAACCCGGAAAACUUCUCAAAUGUCCACACUAUGUGAAAAUCCACAGAUCUUUCAGAAAGAUUCAUAUGUCGAUAGCAAUGGGCAAUGUUUUAACUAUGGCGUGUACAUCCUUACAUUUAUACUAUCUUUCGUGUAAACUGUGUACUCUUACCUUGUAAAAAAUAUUUAUUUAUGCUUAUUUAUUUAUUUUCAAAAAGGCACAUCCUGAAAUAUCAUAAUUUAGAUAGAAUAUUUAUUAACUAGGCUAAGUUUAUGUAGGCGUGUUUUUCAAAUUCAGAAUCAGUAUUAUUUUUGUUAGCUUUUUAUAUGAAAAGACAGACUAAUGAUUGGAAAUAUUUUUUGUAAUAGAAUGAAAAUGAAAAAUAUACUUUAUUAUCAUUAUUUUAUUAAAAUAGCUGAACUAAAUAGGAAAAAAGCUUCUAAACUUCAGAGUUAUCAUGUAAGUUCUACAAACUGAGGCUGAUAAAUUACUGUGGCGACCCCAGAAUUUCGAGUUUCAAAGCGCUGCCAAAGUUACAGAAAAUAUAAGUUCAAUCGAGAGAAGUAAUAAUUUCAAUAGUCAUUUCUAUCAGAGAAGUGCGUAAGUUUCAAGAUAAUUUAAUUUCAAACCAAUAAUCUCCUAACAAUUCAACAUCUGAUUCAGUGAGAAGAAAAUUCCAAAUAGAUAAAAAGAUCUUUGACCUCGGAUCAGUAAGCUAAAAUAUUGACGAGUUUUCUAAAUCCAAAAAUUUAAAUUUCCAAACACAAGCGAUAAGCGACCGGAAGUCAAAGCACCAAAAGUAGAAUCCAAAUUAAAAGACACACGUGCGACAUUUCGAUAAAAGGCAACGACCCAAAAGAUAAAUUCUCCGAGGCCGAUUAAUAAUCGACAGAUUUCAAUUAAAAAAUCAUAAAAAUUAGGUCGCACACGCGCUGGCGAUAACCUUGCCAGCCAGAAACCAACACAUUCUUGUGAAAUUAAUUGUCUAAUAACUGAUAAACAACAUCGCAGGUAUCCCCACCGGAAGUUGGACAAUCCUAAAGCGAUAAAAACUUAAUAAACAAUUCUUAGAAGAUAUCAAGGGGCAAUAAUCUAGGUCGACCAAUAGGAUUGGUUUGUAAAAUGCUAAACGACCGCCCAACAUUAGGUGGGAAAUGAGAAUAUAAAAGAUAGAAAUCGCGCUGACGAGAGAGAGAUAUAUAGAGAAACAAGAAGAGAAGAAUUCAUCAAGUGAUAAGAUAGAAGUUAAUCACUACGAUUUUGGGUGUUCAAUUUUACUUAGAGUUGUUUUCCCAGCCUCGGGUCUAAGAUCAUUUCAAAAUUUGAUCAAUUUUGUAAAGCUGAAGUGAAGCGAAAGUAUUUUAUCAGAAAAAUAAAAUUUUGAUCGUAAAGUUCUGAAAGUAUGAGCGUGCUAUAAACAAGUAAUUGAAUUCUGUGAAGUUGUAUGGACUAAUUGUAAGUACAUGUGACAUUUUUAACUUUUGUAAAUUAAUACGGCUGUUGCAUUUGGUUAAUAUGUGAAGUGGAUUCCAAUGAACAAUGAGACAAUCCAUUGCCAUUAUGAUAAAAAAAAAGAAGGAACAAUUUGUUCGAUUAUUUAGGGGACUACUAGGAAAAAUAAUUUGAGAUAAGGUUAAGGUUGAUAUAAAUAUUUGAUGAUUCAAUGUUCAUUUAACAGUUGAGCAUUAUGGGCUAUGAAUUUUAACAACACAAAUUAUUAACAAUGUUUAAUGAUCAAUAAUGAUUAAAGUACGUGUUGCACUGUAUAAUUAACUGAUUAAUAUAAAUAUGCGAUAACGAUGCUGGGUUGAAUUAAAUGAUUUUUUUUUCUUUCGAAGUAUAAUGAUAUUAAACUGUAAGAAAAGUAGAGGAUUUUCAAAUGCUUUAUUGUAUAAGCUAAUAUUUUCAACAAGAUUUAAUGAUUGACAUUAUAAUGAUUUGGAAGUUGGAUAAUUAUGCUAUUGUUGUUGUAUACUUAAAGACUAAUAAAAGUUGUUGCACUAAGGAACGUCGGCCUGAAGGAAGGCGGCUACAAUUGCCCAAUAUAGUAAUUUUGGUAUCUAUUUAGAAUCUGAUUAAUUUGGUUAGUAAAAAUAAAGAGUAAAUCUUGUAAGUGGCUGGAAGAAAUUGAGUAAAAAUUUUAGAUGUAUACUGUAUAACGAUAUACUGGAUGAAUUAUGAAAAAAAAUUAGUGUAUUUACUGUAUAAUUUUAUAUUGUAAAAUUUGGGUUUUAUUAUUUAAAAUAAAAAUAUAGGUAUAAUACCUAUGUGUGAAUCUUA
Molecule: messenger RNA, 3161 nt
Organism: Ceutorhynchus assimilis (cabbage seed weevil)
Lineage: Eukaryota; Metazoa; Arthropoda; Insecta; Coleoptera; Curculionidae
Source: the annotation of a GenBank genome assembly